UCUGUGUUUACUUUCGCUUUUCAUUUUCUUUGUGUUUAUUAAUAGAAUACUAUGAACAAUAGAAAUUUUUUGUUUUAUUUUUUACAUUAGUUGAAAAAUAAUGUGGGCUGAUACAAAGAACGGGACUCAAGCUCUCAAUUCUACUUUUGAAUCGGAAAGUACGGAAAUUUUGACAUGCCCCUUUCAAGUAAAGAGUUUGCCUGUCAUUAAAUCCGAAGUACAAGAAGUUUAUUCAGUUCUCUGUACUUCAUCUCAUUUGUAUUUAAUCACUGUUGUGGACAGAAAGAUAUCAAUUUUUAAAGAAGAAUGUUCUGAACUGUUUUGGGAGUUUGAAACAGAUAGCAAUGCUUGUUGCAUCUCACUGUCAGAUGAUUCAUGUCUUCUAUUAGUAGCGGAAUUUUCUGGUGAAAUUCAUCUUAUUCAUAUCUCUUCAAAAACUACAUUGUGGAGUUAUACAUGUCAAGAUGGUGGAUCGCCUUUUGCUGUAAAAGAAGCAUUCAUUGCAACAGAUUCUUCAGAAUUGUUAAAAUUAUUCAUUUUUUCUGAUCAAAAAAUUGUGUAUGAAUUUUCUGGGAUUUCUUUGUUCACAAUAUAUAAAGCUAUUGAAAAUCAAAAUCAGCAUGAUAUUUUUGAAGAUAUUCAUUUGAAGAAGUUUGAUCUUUCCGAAAUGUUUCCAAACUGUGAAAUUCAAAACAUUUUUCAAAUGUUCUAUAACACUUCCGUUAUUGGAUUGGGUGUGUCUUUAGAUACUACUGCAUCAGAGACCGACUUUUUCUGUUCAGAUGAUCUGAUUAAAGGCUUUCCCGAGGCUGAUUGGGAAUAUAAUGAAAAUGAAAAUCGAACUUUCCAGUGUUUUGAUUUUUCUGUUCACGAUAAUGCAAUUAAAGCACUCAGUACCAGGGAUGGACGAUAUGUUGUGUUUUUGAAUGAAAAACAUGUCUUAAAUGUCAUGUGUCCUUUCACAUCCACUCUUUUGAAAACAUGGAAUGAUGAGAAAGAAAGCACUAUUAGAGAUUUUGUUUUAAAUGAAACUGUCGAUUCUAGCAGUUCGUUGAUUUCUGAUCGUAAGAUUGGAUUGUUAAUUGUGCCAACUUCUGAAGAUUCUGAAUAUUUAUUCGAAAUCAGAAACUUUCCCUCUUUUGAUCUAAUCUUCAGCAUGAAUUUAUCAAAUUUUGCAAAAAUAGCUGAUUGCAAUCUAAAACAAGACUUUUGGUGUAUAAUUGAUGGAAAAAUGAACUUUGAAGAAUCUGGCAAAAAAUCUUUUAGUUACCUACAUGUGAAAGAAAUCUUCGAAGCCUCUGCAGAAGCAAGGCUGAUGAAUUUAAUUAGCCAUCAGAAAUUUUUAGAAGCUAGAAAACUUGCUGAAAUCUCCAGUAUAGAUUCUGAAGUCAUCUACAGAACAAAAGUCAGUUGUAUCUUAAACAAUCUUUCAAGGAAUAAGUAUGGAAAGUUUCUGCAGCCAGAAUUGGACAACCUUUGGAAUGAGUUUGAUGAAUCUUUUAAACACAUUACAGAUGUGAAUUUUGUUCAGUCAGUUCUUUUGUGCCCAUUACCAGAUGAAAAUUCUAUGAAGAAAGUACUGCUCUGUGUCAAAAACUGGGUGAUUAGUCAUAAUGAUAUCAGAGAUACUCAAAAGAUAAUUUCAAAGGUUAAUCAGAUCCUUAGUAAAUUGGCUACCUAUGAAAUAAUAUGCAGUAGUGCUCAUUUGUGCUUGAAUUUGAAAGAUUUCUUAAAUAAAGAUUUGUUGAAUUAUAUGAUAUCAGAACUUCAAAAUGGAGAUCUCCAAAUAGCUUGCCUUAUGUGGCAAAGGCAUAAGGAUUAUUUUCUGACAUCUUUAAACGAUGAAACUAUUGAGCAAAUUUUAACAGCCAUUCCAGAUUCUUUAUCUUCUUGCCAUUUAAUUCCGUUCUUAUGUGAAGAUUUUUUGCCGUUUUUAUUUUCAAAAAUUCCUAGCUGCAUUGAUAUAGUAGCAGAAUGGUUGAGUCAUCGAGUAUACUUGAUAGAAUUUUCUGAAAAAGAUCUUUGGCCUGAGAAUGGAAUGGCUUUAGUUGCUGGUUUUCUUAAUGUGAUUAAAAGUUUGCACCAAAAGAGAAAGGGUGAAACGAGUUUCUCUGGAAGUUUAUCUUUUUCUUCAAUUCAUAAAAAAUUUGCGAGUACAGACAAUCCAGUUGGGUGUCUUGUUGAAUUUUCAAAAGAUUUAACUUGGUUGAUCAAGUUGAAGUCUCAGUUCAAUUGCAAAGUUCCUCUAUCAGGCUUUCAGAAUUCUAAGGUGAAUGUUAUGUUUGCUGUUUUGGAUAAUGUUAAUAUUUCACAAAUACCAGAAAUAAUACAUGGUUUUGCCAGACCAUAUGCAUUGGAAUAUGAAUUGGAAUUAGAUUUUUGUCUGGAGCAAUAUGUUGAGAAAACUUUCCAAGUGUCUUACUUUACAUGGUGGUCAUGGGAUACAGAACCAUGGGAAGAAAGGCUUAUUGCUGUUACUGAAAGUAUUCAUUUAACAAAUCGAUGGGUGAAUGCUGCUUUGAUGAUUGUUGGUCGAGCGUCUGUGCCUUGGUCAGAAAGAGUGAAAAAAUUAGUUCAAAAAGGGAUAGAAUGUGAUUGUGAGAGGAACAAAGAAUUUCAAAUUCAAGCUAAAUUAGAAGGGCUGAAAGAAGUUUUAUUGAAGUAUGAAAGGCUAGACUUCCCUAUCAAUAAUGAUAUAAAUUUAAUUCAUGUAUUGGUGAACUAUAUUUUUAAGCAAAAUAAAGCUGAAGUCCUAGAAGAUGUAAAGAAAGUUCUAAUGUCAGUAUCUGAUGAAACUAAUGAGAGUAAUAUUUAUUUUAAAUAUCUCCAAUUUGCUCUCAAUCAAAAUAAGAUGGACCAAAUGAUGGAAAUUUUCUCAUCUCUUUCUGAAAAUACAGCAGUGACUUGUGCUAAAAGAUUAUUACGAUAUAUUAAAAUGUACCUUGACAGUAGCUUCUUGAUUGAGGAAGAAAAAGAACUUGCUACAAAUAUGCUUUAUACUGGUUUACAUCUUGUAGAAUUUCUGAAGAAGAGCGAUAAGACAUUUAAUGAAAAGGAAUUGCAUAUAUUGUUCAAAUGUUUGCUGAAAUUACAAAAGGAGUUCGACAUUUUUAUGACUUUUUCUGAAGUAUCUUGCAAACUUAAAUGCCAAGCAAUUCUAGAAACAGCCAUUGAGGAUUUCCUAAGCAAUCGCAAGCUCCUCAAAAAGGUAAUUGACUCUAUAGACAGAAAACAGAAGCCAAUUUCUUCUUGUAUUUUUAGACUAUAUAGACUAGGAGAUAUUCUUUUAUUUGAACGGGAAGAAGUGAUGGCAUUUUUGAUAACUAGCUGCCUUCAGAAAGAGAAAUAUGACUGGGUUCUUAAACUAUGCAAGGAACUAACAGAAUCGUUUUUAUCUGGUAACAUUGCACAAGUUCUUAUGCAAGUUGUUGAUCAUUUCUACCAGAAUUUUCGGAGCAUAAAGGAUACUAAUUUUGAAGCCAUGGUUAACACAAUUUAUCAUUUAAAUAAUGUUGCUGUUACUUAUUGCAAAGAAGAUUCCUUGGAACAAUAUAUGGAUGUUAUGCACCUUUCUACAUUCCUUUCUUCAAUAAAUAAAAUUACAGGACUACAUUCGAUGCCAAUAUCCCCAGAAUAUACCAUGAAUUCAUAUCACAAAUGGAAAUUUUAUCCUUUCUAUUGUGAUGAAGGAUUUCAGCUGGAUUGUGAAAAUGUUACAGAAUUUGUUAUGAUGGCAUUCAGAGAAUUAGUGAAGCAACCAAAUGAUACAUUGAUUGAAAUUAACUUCUCUGAGAAUGAUGUACUUUUACACUCCCUGAGGCAGUUAGAUCAACAUAUGUUAGACAGAGGUCAAGGAAUUGCAGCUUUACGAGCAUUGCUUUAUUAUUUUCAUAUGAAGAGCAAAGUCUCAGCUUCUGCUUCUAAUAUUAGUAAAGUACAUUCUGCUGUUUUCCAAGAUUUGUGCUCCAUUACAUACACAAUAGUUCUGAGAAUUUUGAGCCAGCGAAGAGUUGAUUUGCAUUAUGCAUAUAGCUUAUUAUCUAUACUUCCUGAAGCCUCACAGUUUCUUUCAUUAAAGUCUUUGGUUAAAUGGUGUUCAAGUGAUCUCAAACGACUUGCAAGUGUUAGUAGAAUUGGUGUUGAGGUAGCUAAAUCUCUUCAGAAAAAUGAUGUUCUUUCUAUGUAUGAAAAUAUUUGUAAGAAAGCUUCUUUAUUGUCUAGAAGCAAUGUACGAUCAAUACCAAUGGAAAUUGUUUUGCAGUCAUCAAACCAUGAAUCUAAUUGGCCUGUUGUGAAAGACUUGAUCCUUACCCAGGGCAUAGAUCUUCCAACUGUGUAUGAAUGCUGCUCUGCCUUUCAGCUACCAAUUAAUAAUAUUUUAACAGCUUAUUUGAAUCAUCUUUUGAUAGAAUCUGAAAAGAAUUAUCUCAACAAUGAUUUCUCAGAUGCGCAAGUGACCCAAAUUUUAGAGCAAGCUGCAAAUGUUAUUAACUAUAUUAAAAAUGAAGAUUUACUCUAUAAUAAUUUCAAAAGUCUGAUGGAAAAGAUCAGCCCGUACAGUUAUGAAUUUCUUAUUUUCAUUGAGGAAGUUUUGCAUUCUUUAUCAGCAAGUAUACAGACAAUAAGUACUGGCUCUUUUGAAAAGAAUACCCGAAUACUAAAGUUUUUAAAAGUCUACGAAAGAACAUCCCCAGUUACUGACAUGGAAAUCAAUAGAUGGAGUGCAUUAUAUCCUACAAAUCCUAAGCUUCCUGAAAUUGCUUCCAAGCGUUUACCUUUCCAUUUUUUCUGUCAUGAAAAUCCUUUCCCAAUCAUUAAUCCAGAAUUAUCUGCUAAUACAUUGGACAUAUGGUUGAAAAUUGCUCAUGUUUUAAAAAUUCCAGCAGAUCACUUGAUUAUUAUUGCUGUUAAAAAUACAGUUUUGAAGUAUUUAAAACAAGAAUUUUCCACACAUAUCAUAUUGAAUCCUGACAUGAAAUUUGUGGACAAGAUUGAUAAAAUGAUAUCAGAGGUCAAGGAACUGGAAUCAUCUGUUGCAUGUAUAAGUUGGGUAGCAAACCAAAUGCCUGCAGGUGGUAACAAAGUUGCAUUUGCAUCUCUGGCUGUUGAUUAUGCUCAGCAAUGGUUUGAACAAUCUGCUGAUCCUGUUAUAGAAGUCUAUAAUAAAUUGGUAUCUUUUAAACAACAAUCUGCCAUUGAAAGAGCUGUGCACAAAAAUAAUUUAGCUUCAGACAAAAUUCUCUCUCUGAAGCAGUCUCCUUCUCAACUUAUUGAUCAUUUGAUUGAAGAAUUUUCAUUAGAUAUUGAUCAAUGUGUAAAAGCAUGUAAAGCUGUAAUCGAAAUUGGUGACAUUAUUGAAAUUGACUUGAUUAAUAAGGUGUUUUUGAAAUUUAUAUUUAAAUGGUCAAAUGUUCUUAAAAGUAGUACAACAUCAUGUAAUCUUGAUGAGUCUUUUUCACCUUUAUCUCUUGAGAAUCAAGAACUGGAAGAGGAUGAUACUGAUGAUACCAAUCUUUUUAGAAUCAUCAAUUUGUUUUUAAGUCUACCACAGUCACUUUUUGAAAAUUUGUUAGAAGUCCUGCGAAAUAAUUUUAAAUUGAUGCCAUUGGUACAGCGUUCAAGAUUGUUGUUUUGCUUUGUGUCUAUUUUUGGCAUAACAGAUGUAGCAAAAGUUCUUGAAUGGGAUGCCAAAGUUUUAGAUGAAAACCUCAUCCCUCUACUGUGUAGCGUUGAACUUGAAAAUCUGAAUCUCCCAUGUUACCUUCAGAUAUUUAAUAAAUGUAACAAAACUGAACUUGUGCAAAGAAUAUUGUCUACAAACUUCCACAAUCCAAAAGCUAUUUUUUUCUGUAUAAAACUAUGUUUUGAGUAUAAUAUUUGGGAUGCUACUAUUUGGGAAGUGAUUCUACGAAGAAUGACUGUAAAAGAUAAGGAUUUUCCCUUGCAAGAUAUUCUUCAAUCUGUUCAAAGCAAUCUUAUUCACAUGUGGCAUAGUGAAAUUUUUAAAGAUGCUUGGAAGUGUGUACUAUCAAGAAUUUUAAGAACACUUGAAGAUUCUCCUGCUUUGGCAUCUGAACUUUAUAAAGCUGUUUUAAGUUGUCCCUGUAUCUCCUCACUGGAUGCAUCCUUCUUUAUUGAUGAGUUGAAUCAUAUCACAGAGGUUUUUGAAGAAAAAGGAUUGAGAGAAAUGGUGCCAGUUACUGAUGUAUCUUCAUUGAUAUCAAAUUUAAUGAAAAUCUUGAAGGACCAACCUCAACUUGAUGAUUAAAGACCACAGAAAAAAGAAAGCACUGAAGUAUUUAUUCAAUUGUUCGAGAUACUAAAGUUGCACUUAUGUAUAUAUGUUAUUUAAAUAAGUUUU
This is a messenger RNA of Argiope bruennichi, 6361 nucleotides long. RefSeq names its product kinetochore-associated protein 1-like (gene rod). The transcript is spliced from 54 exons. Gene Ontology annotation, cellular component: RZZ complex; cytoplasm; kinetochore microtubule. Lineage: Eukaryota; Metazoa; Arthropoda; Arachnida; Araneae; Araneidae. The coding region runs from base 101 to 6268 and encodes 2055 amino acids. Gene Ontology annotation, molecular function: small GTPase binding. Gene Ontology annotation, biological process: protein localization to kinetochore involved in kinetochore assembly; mitotic spindle assembly checkpoint signaling; mitotic sister chromatid segregation. The record is from RefSeq and is a predicted model, not a curated record.